CAGCUUGCUGCCAUGAGUUCUUUAAAUGCAAGUUUUUCCCGUAAUAUCUCAUUUGUUCGUCCUGAAUACUUUUUCAUCAUUGGAUUUUCAGGUGAACCUUACAGCAAUUACUACUAUAUUUUUUUAUUUUUUACAUAUUUUCUUACUAUGAUUGGGAACUCUAUAGUUCUUCUUAUUAUAGCUUUUGAAAGAAGUCUGCACAGUCCAAAAUACAUUGGUGUGUUUAACUUGGCCUUGGCUGAUAUUGGUGAAACUAAUGCACUGAUUCCUAACAUGAUGAAGACUUUUCUGUUUGACUCACAGUACAUCUCCUACAAUGCUUGUUUAGCUAACAUGUUUUUUGUGUUUCUCUUCAGUUCUAUGCAGAGUUUCACUCUUGUUGUUCUGGCAUAUGAUCGUUUCAUUGCAAUUUGUUUGCCCUUAAGAUAUCAUACAAUUGUGAACAAUACAAGUAUGGUUUUAGUUUUUUCAGCAAUAUGGGCAUUUAAUACUACUAUUGUGGCCUUGAUGGUGUCUUUUAUCACCCGACUUUCUUUCUGUGAAUCUAAUAGGAUACAGAGUUAUUUUUGUGAUCAUGGACCAGUGUAUAGGUUGGCAUGUAAUGACAUUAGCAUUAAUAAGAUUAUGGCAUUUCUUAUCACAUCUCUAUACCUUAUAGCUCCCUUACUGCUUAUAAUGCUGUCAUACAUGGGCAUUCUCCUUGCUUUAAUCAGAAUUACAACUUGGGAGGGACGAUUAAAAGCUCUGAAGACUUGUGUUUCCCACUUGUUGUUAGUAGGAACAUUUUUUCUACCCCUAUUCUGCACAUAUCUUUUGCAGCUCUUGCUUUCUCUCACACCCAAUGCCAGAGUAAUCAGCACAUCUCUGGCUUAUGCUAUUCCACCAACGCUAAAUCCCAUAAUUUAUGUUUUAAACACAGCAGAAAUCAAAGACAUAUUUCGAAAAGUGCUUAAAAACAGAUCUGUGCCAACUGUGAGUAUUUCAAAAUGA
This is a messenger RNA of Puntigrus tetrazona (Sumatra barb), 990 nucleotides long. Its product is annotated as olfactory receptor 1M1-like. Lineage: Eukaryota; Metazoa; Chordata; Actinopteri; Cypriniformes; Cyprinidae. Gene Ontology annotation, molecular function: G protein-coupled receptor activity; olfactory receptor activity. Bases 13 to 990 code for a protein of 325 amino acids. The record is from RefSeq and is a predicted model, not a curated record. Gene Ontology annotation, cellular component: membrane. Gene Ontology annotation, biological process: G protein-coupled receptor signaling pathway. The transcript has a single exon.